Apis laboriosa (Himalayan honeybee) is the source of this 4831-nucleotide messenger RNA. RefSeq names its product putative transcription factor SOX-15. Bases 1279 to 3393 code for a protein of 704 amino acids. Gene Ontology annotation, molecular function: RNA polymerase II cis-regulatory region sequence-specific DNA binding; DNA-binding transcription factor activity, RNA polymerase II-specific. NCBI's taxonomy places the organism in Eukaryota, Metazoa, Arthropoda, Insecta, Hymenoptera, Apidae. Gene Ontology annotation, biological process: regulation of DNA-templated transcription; anatomical structure morphogenesis; cell differentiation. The transcript has 9 exons. The record is from RefSeq and is a predicted model, not a curated record.
GAGUCGCAAGUCACCUCCGCUCACCUCACGGCGCGUUCGACUUCAGUUCGCGCUCGAGUCGUGCACCACGGAACACGCGAGAGUCAGCCGGGCCGGCUGCCGCGACCGAGUUGGACGCACGCGCCCGACCAGCUAUCGAUAGAGAUCAACGAUAGACAAGCCUGCACGUUUCGACCUGAAUCACGUAGGCUAUAGAUCGAUUGACGUGAAAUUAAAACGGUUAGAUAAAAAAGAAUCGUAAUUAGAUCGGUAAACGCGUAAUAUACACAGAACUAUAAGCACGAUAUAUGAAAUUGCUUGUUCAAUUUUGUCAGGAUAACGAUUUCUUAUUAGAGGAAUUAGGAGCGCGAAUAGUGGCGUGAAUCUCGUGACAACCGGUUAAAUCAACGUGCAACGCACUUAAAAUUACCGACGCUGUUAUAUUAUGUCACACUCCCACACGAGCGACGGCCGCCGCUACCGGCGCGACGGUAUACCGAGCUAACGUUGCGUCGUUUGACAUUUCCAUGAGCGUGGAGCGGUUAACGCGAACCCAGUGUUCGUGUCUUAGAUCGUGCUGCUGUUCAUGCACGCAUCGGUCGAAUCAGUGUUAUGCUACGUUACGAUCACCUCGUCAUACUCAUCGUCGUCAUUGUCGUGAUCGUUGUCAACGUGACGAGCCUCGUGGUACUAUACUCGUGCAAUCUAACGAGAGUCCUUAUUCAGUGACUUAUCUAGUGCUCCACAAUUAGAAGAUUGUCUUAGUGUUUUCCAACCGUGUACGUAAAUGCGUACAAACGCGUGACAUGCGUAUCUGUCAAGAUAUCCCUAUAUAUCACUGAUCACUAUCGUGAAAUCGUGAAAGAAAUCAUCGAUAUCCGAGACGGUAUUUCGGAUGAAAGACUUUCCUGAUAUUUCCUUCAAAUCAAGAUAGUGAUAUUUCUCGAGCCGCCUGUGAGAAAUCAGAAGAUUCAACGCAAAUCAAAAGGAAAUUGUACAUCCAAAGAAUAUCGAGGAAAUUAGAAGGAUCCUAUGCUAGAGGAGAAGAAUCGUCGAUUUUGUUUUCUUGAUGAUCGACAUCGAUUCGAGUGCAAUAAUCGAAGUUUCGAGAUGAAAAAUGGACGACAGUCGCGCAAGUGUGUUUCGUUUACGUUUCUUCAAUUCGUUCGUGAUCGAUGAAACGAGUAAGUGAAUCGGAUAUAUUCGGUUAUUAAAGAAACGGAGGACCAAUAAGAGAACAGUGUCAUAACGCGUGUGAAAUGGAUGGUACGCCAAAGAAAAUCGAAGCAGUGUUAAUAUAUGGAUGCCCAUGGGUGGAAUUUGGCCGAAAUGUGCCAGCGUUACCAUCACGCUGUACCGGCAGCUCAAAAUUCUUCGCCAGCUAGGGAUCCCUCGGCUGCCAUUGUGCAAGGCUUGUCAACGGCUACGCACAUCGAUCAGGCUAGCCCUUCUUAUUCCCAUUACACGAUGCUGGAUAAUUAUGACAGGGGUGAGGUGACACCACCGCCAGUGAGCAGUUAUGGCGGUUCCCCUGGACUCUUGGCACUUCAUUCCUCGCUUUAUGCGACACCUACGUCGAGGGCCUACGAUAUCGAGUCGAACAUCGAUGGCAACGACAGUUCCAUGCCCAUCGAUACCCAAAUCAUCUCGAUACCGGGAAUGUUGAGCGGACCAGCGCAGCAACGAUUGGAGGACAUGUCUUGGCUCGCUUCCGGUCCGUCGUUGGAGUAUCAACAAGGAAUCUCGCCGAUUCCCGCAGGAGUGAAGAUGUGCCAUCCAGGCAGCACGGCCCAGAGGAGCCUGAAGGAGCAGCGGAUACGUCGCCCGAUGAACGCGUUCAUGGUCUGGGCAAAGGUCGAGCGCAAAAAAUUGGCCGACGAGAAUCCUGAUCUCCACAACGCCGAUCUCAGUAAGAUGCUCGGAAAGAAAUGGCGAGGGUUGACCCCGCAGGACAGAAGGCCGUACGUCGAGGAAGCCGAGAGGCUGAGGGUCAUACACAUGCAGGAACAUCCGAACUACAAGUACAGACCACGGCGCAGGAAACACGCGAAACGGGCCCCAGGAGCGCCCUCUUCUCCUCCAUCGGCGACCAAUACCACGACCAAUAGGUCCAACCCCUCUGGUACCACGAUUCAUCAUUCCAUGUCUAAGAUGGACAGUUAUCAAGGCAUUCCUCAGAUCCCGUGGGGCGGCCAUUCCCCGAUCUCAUCCCUGUAUCACCAGCAGCAACAGCAAGGUAUCCAGGAGUACAAAUCGGAGAGCAAUUCCUUGUACGGUAGUCCUUAUACGCCUAUCAUUCACUCACCGGACAUAUCUCCAGUUGCCAGUCCCGAGCCAGAUGGUGACGGAACGCAUUUGCCAUCAAACCAAAAUCCAGAUCCUGAACGAGAUCUGAUGGAGGGUUCGUCGAAGCAGCAUAGCGAAAUAAGCGAGCAAACGAAACGGUACACUUUCAUGAGUACCGAUAAUCAGUUGCACACGGGUCAUGCUGGUGGUACUAGCAUAUCGUCGUGUCAGAAUUCUGGUGCUUACACAGAUACUCUGACUUACAAAAAAUCAGUGAGUUACUUAAAUUUCGAGAGACAGCCGUCGAGCAUAGCCGCGGUCGGUAUAGCGAAUGGGAUGAUGGUGUCGUGUAAUAAAUUACGCUCCGGAUUUGAGAAUGUUGGCUCUGUGACGGGGACUUUUUAUCCGCCGGUCGCAUCCCCGCACGAUCAAUCGUUGCAGCACUAUACGAGCACCCAAUCCUCAAAGACUGCCAACUAUUCGAUGCAGUCCUCCGUCGAAAGCAACUAUAAUCCUGUUCAGUGUGCCAAUCGACAACAGUCUAUGGGGAUACGCGGAGCCGCCGAAGGUUGUUCCGGUGUAUCCCACCGAUACCAAAUGACUCAUCAUCAGGAAUAUCAAACGGAGGGAACUAGCGCCGGUCAACAGCAUCCAAUUCUGGGCCAUAUGGAGGCCGCAAUGGCCAGCACAGCGGAGGAGGAACAGCAACAGACGCUACAGCUGGAGAAGUACUUCAAGUAUUCUCAUCCGACGAGCGUAGCUCACACCAGCCUCACCUCGCAGAAUCUACUCGACAGCAAUCACAAUUACGCCAGUGAUCUGCGUUAUUAUACACCUCAACAGACUCAACUAGAUAUGUCGAACUCUCAGUGCAUCGUUGAUGAUCAGACCAAGGAUGCUCGAUGUUCAAACGUGGGUAUAGCUCAUGGGAUGGAGCAAUAUCAUCAGGCUAUGGACGUGGCAAAAUAUCCGGAACAUCAGCAACAGCAGCAGCAACAACAACAACAACAGCAGCCUCAACAGGCUCAACAGGCUCAACAGCCGCAGAAUAUCGAGCAUGUUUCCAAGGCGGAUGAUGAUUUCAGUGUAAUACUUGCAGAUGUGCGCAAAACUUGUUAUAGUAGCUAGUGUUUCGGAUAGAUCAGAAAUGUCUAGAAAAACACUGAGAUAUAUUUGAUAUUCGCCGUUCUAGUUUUGAUUUUACGAAGACCUUGAUGUUGAUUAUAGGUCUGAUCGAUGUGGAAGAUGGUCGUGCGGUUAUUGUCAUAGUAGAUGUCGCAAAUAUUGGUUACUUGAAGUUGAGCAAGGAUGAACCUUACUGUGUUGCAGCAGGACGAGAAUGAAAGAAAUGUGGUAAUGUUUAUCGCAAACGAGCGAUAAUCAAAUUUUUUGUUAAUUUUUUUAUUAAUAAAUAAUGCUAUAAAUAUCGAUAAUCCGGUAAAAAAAAAUAAAUCCCAUAGAUUUUUCGAAAAAAAUUUUCUAAAAAAGAUAAUAGAACUUUUUUUUAUUUCAAAACAAUUUGGGUUCUAUAAAAUACAUUAGAAUAGUAUUUUCUAACUUCUAUUAUUAAGUUGUGAACUCUUCAUAAGGUAAGAAAAAUUAAUUUAUUGGAAUUCUAAACUUUUAACCAAUAAUAUAUAUAUUUCUAUUUAAUUAUCAGAAUUCUAAUUUAACUUUUUUUUAAAUUCUUGAAUUUUGUAGAAUUAUAUAAUUUCACACUUUUGUUCACAUGUACAUUCCAAAUGUACGAGGAAUAUGAAAAAAGAAAUAUUAGUUAUUUAAAAGCAAAAGUGCCUUUGAAUAUUUAAUACUUGUGGUGUCUACUAUGCUAAACAAUCUUCGACUUUAGAGAAAAUAUAGAAUUAUACGGUAAAAUGAUCUAAAUCUUUUUGAAACAGGCGAUUUAUCUCUUAUGGCUGUAGAGAAAAAGUUAGGUGCUAGCGUCUACGAAGAAUCCGGUGCUUAUACACAUUUUUGUACACACUUCCGGUGCUAAUGCUCUUGAUAACGAGAUAUAAUUAAGGUUGCAAGGAAUUGGUAAUAAAUUAAUUUUAGCAUAUUUAGUAUUUCUAUUUUCAAUGAGCAAUAUUAAGAAGACUACACGUACAUAUAUCUGUGAAUUUCUAUUUUCUUCUUCGAAAAGAGGUUAGAUGAACUAAUAGAAGAGAAAGUAUGGAACACAAUAAUUUGAACAUGUUUGCGUUAGGAACAAUUGUUAUUUGUUACAAACGACCUGGCAACUGUCAACGUGUCUGAUUUGAGGUAACGAAAAUAAAGUAGGAAGCAUUCUUGACUCUCCGGGUUUCGUUUAGCGAGCCAAAUAGUACGCAACACUUUCAAAAGCAUUUUUUCAUGGAUAUUUUUGAUGUUUAUUAUUUUAUCAUUGCUUAACUGCUAUUAGUUAUUAGUUGAGAAUCUAACCUUUACGCUUCGACAUUUAAAAAUCAGUAUACAAACAAUUAAUAUAAAAUCCAAUUUUAAUUUAUUAAUAUUUUUUUUAGUUAGAAAGAUUCUUAUUUAUGUUAGUAAUAUAAAAAUAUAAAUUAAAAAUUAAAAAAUUAUUUUU